GAACGGCCAUCAGCAAUUCAAACGCUCCAACAGUAAUUUAACACUGCAAAAUUAGCGUGGUUAGUGAAUUUUGUAGCCAUGUCUUUCGAACUCGCUUUUGGUUCUCGUGUUGCCUCCAUUAUGGAAACUUUGACAGAAAAAGCCGUGCAAGACAUCUGUCAACUUAUGGGAGAAACUUAUGCUGCUCUUCGAGUGGAAAUGUUGCAUGAACAAAACCAAAGAUCGAUAAAGUUACAGGCGAUUGAAAAUAACAUCGAGAAGGAGAAGCCAGCGAACUGCAUGGAGAUGAUUCAAAAACCAGCUUCCCCAACAGGUUUCAGAAACUUCCCAGUCGUGGAGCAAAUCCUCAAUGAACAACAGGCCAAUGGUCUUUGGCUAGAAGGUGAUCCUACUGUGGAAGACGAAGGUCCACCGUCACUUGUACCAGAGGAAGAACAGCCAUCACAGGCUUUUGGUCAGAUGACAGACAUGGGGGCGGAGACAUGGCCUGCACCACCUGUCAUAAAACAGGAGGAAAUGGAUGAUGGUGACAUGGAGUCUCAAGGUUAUGGCAAGGAGAUUCGAGACACUCACAAGGCCAACCAGAAUAUCACAGGAGAAAGUGAUGAGCCAGACAGAAGUCCAGCCUCUGGGGGAUCCAGAGAACUUGGACUCGACGACUUCAAGAGAGAACAGAGUCCGUUGCUGGUGUCAGCUGAGGAUGCAGCGGCACCCACAAAGAAGAAAUGUAAUAAUAUAAAAAUGUACACGUGUGAAGUAUGUGGUAAGAUUGAGACCAAGAAAGGCACAAUGACAAGUCACAUGAUAAAGCACACAGGGCUGCUCUUUAGCUGUGAUAUCUGUGGUGAGAAAUUCAAGCGUCGAGACUGCUUGACCAGACACAAGCGCUCCAAUCACUACACAGGGAUCAUCUACAGUUGCUCUGUGUGCGGAAAAACCUUCCGGCAGGCCACAUCUCGCGACACGCAUGAGCGUGGUCACACUGGAAAAAACUAUUGGUGUUCAGACUGUGGCGAGACGUUCAAGGAGCGCCAGGAUCGCGACACACAUGAUUGCAUUGUUUACAAGGGAGACCGGCCCUUCAGCUGCUCAGAGUGCAACGAGGACUUUCAAAGGCAGUACCAUCUCAAACAACACCAGCUGGAAAAACACCCUCUAAUGGUGGACCAGACUGUCCACUAUAAACUCAGAUGCUCUGUGUGUGGAAAAGUGUUCACGCACAUCAAAUGGUUAAUCAGGCAUGAGCGCACUCACAGGGGAAAAAAUGAGCGCAGAGAUCAUGACCCACACGAGUCCUUUGUUGAAGAUCCUAUCAACAAACAACUUGAGUCAAAGGACCUAGAGGGUCAGUUUGGGUCAGUUGAGAGUUCUGAGGCACCCAUAAGGAGUGAAAUGAUACGGUACACCUGUGAAAUAUGUGGAAAAACUUGGGCGACUAAAAGUGGCAUGCGCAGUCACCUGGUAAUACACAAAAAGAAGCACUAUACCUGUGAUGUCUGUGGCAAGGUAUUUAGGCUCAAAUCUCUGUUCACAAUGCAUCAGCUCAGACACACUGGAUUUAAAAGUCAGUACCAGCUUGAAAAACACCCUCUAAAGUUGGAGCAGCCAUGUUCUGAUCAUGAUACUGCCAUGGUAGUUCAGGGAGCACAGCCUUCUACUGACAGUGACUUAAAGACAGAUAUGAGUGCCCUAGGUGGUUCAAGUUCAGGUCCCACAGACUAAGUUGAGCAACGAUCACAGUAACUAUGUCAAAAACGACGUGUUCCUAUAGAAGUCGAGGAAGCACAGCCUACGCCUGCCUGAAAAUGGCUGCUCCCUUUUUGUCCCCACUGAAGAUGACAAGUUAAAUGGCUUCAACUGAAUGAAGUUGUUUUGUAAAGUACAAAACAUUUACACAUGAAUAAAGGGCCAAUGGAGAGUGGGGAAAUAGUGUGUAGAACAGCUACGGGACUGGAAUUAGACGGGAGUGGCAGGGGAUUACAUAUGCGCAGAGAGGGGUGGGCUUCACUGCACAUCGUUCCUCAGGCACCUGGAUUAUCUUUUUAAGCAAUUAUUUGAUUCUAAUCCUCAUGUAAAUUUAUUUUAGGCUGAAUUUUGUUACAUGCAGCUUGGAUUUUUCCUUUCAUGCCAAUAAAACUUAUUUGAAUCUGGA
Salvelinus namaycush (lake trout) is the source of this 2152-nucleotide messenger RNA. RefSeq names its product zinc finger protein 665-like. Bases 79 to 1722 code for a protein of 547 amino acids. The record is from RefSeq and is a predicted model, not a curated record. The transcript is spliced from 4 exons. Gene Ontology annotation, biological process: regulation of transcription by RNA polymerase II. Gene Ontology annotation, molecular function: RNA polymerase II cis-regulatory region sequence-specific DNA binding; DNA-binding transcription factor activity. Lineage: Eukaryota; Metazoa; Chordata; Actinopteri; Salmoniformes; Salmonidae.